GAGGGCAGGGGGCCAAGUCCUCACAAGAGCGGGGGGCAAACAACCUGUCUCCAUGGCAACAAGUCCUGCCUUCCACUCCGCCGCAGCGGGCUGUGAGACAGAGGAGAGGGGAGGCAGGAGGGCUCUGUGUGUUUGUCUGCUCGGUUUUGGUUGGAAAGACUUAAAGCGGAGUUUAUUGAGAGGGGCAGGUAUCCGACAGAAAGCAGAAAAAGUUUUUCAACGCGGGAUUUGAGCGUCGCGAAGGGGAUUAUAACCUCAAACUGUCAGCAGCCAUGGAUGAGAGGAGAAACUCGGAGGUGAGUGGGCGGUUUGCAGACAAACAUGACUGCCAACAAGAGUUCGAAGGCUGCGCCUCGUGCAGGAGGGGGUAAAGCUCCGCGGGACAUCCCCGACAGGUGCCAGUCUACAUCGCCGUGCCCUGCUCUCGCUGCCAGUCAGGGGCAGAGCCAGCAGCCUCUCCUCAGUGACGGUGAGAACUCUGGGAAGCAAAGCAGGUACGUCAGGACUGACGGGAGGUUCCUGGUACGUGCUGGCUGGAGCAGCAAGACCCUGUGCAGCAGUGCGUCUCUCACAGGUGACACCGACUUCCAAGGCCGUCUCACCAAGUCAAAGAGCAUCAGCUGCCUGGACAACAGGCUCUCCAUCUAUAAGCCCCCGAGUCAGACCAAGUCCUGUCAGGAAAGUCAGGAGCAGAAGGAGAAAAAAGGGGAUCUCUCCUCGGGCGAUGGACUUAAUGGUCGUCCCCUGAGCUGGAGCACACUCUCGCUGGCACCUUCCUCCAACCAAAGCCACAGACGCACCCUUUCUCUCACCCGCUCAGUAGCAGGUGUUCCCCCCGCCACAAUCCGCAAAAAGAUCUCAGAAUGGGAAUGCCGCAGGGUGUCUCUGCCUAGGAUGAGCUUGUGUCUGGAUAAAAGAGGAGGAGAGCGUGUAGGGGGCAGUGAGGGCUGCCCCAGCCUGCUCUCUUCUCCCUGUAGUGAGAAAACGUUUGACUUUAAGGGGGUUCGCAGGAUGAGCACAGCUUUCUCAGAAUGUUCCUACACAGAGGAAGAGGAAGGAGUUUCAGACAAAGACGGCCUAGGUCGCUUCCAGAAAAGGACAGGCAAAACAGAGUCGUCAGGAGCAUUUGUACGUUCCCUGUCGGCUCGGAAGGAGACAUCAGCGGUUCUCAACAGGAUACAAAAGAUAGAGCAGGCCCUGAAGGAGAAUCCCAGCCCAUCCCCUCCACGUUAUCUGAGUAAUUGCUAUGCUCCUGACAAGACAAGACAAAAGUCUUUUGUUAUUGGUGACGACUUGGACAGUACAUGCACCAGUAAGCGCAGCAGCAUUUGCUCAGUGGCCACAGAACCAGAUGCUGUUUUGGUGUCUGAUAAGCUCUCUAAACUCAGACAAAGAUUUAGUGUGAGCUCAGUCAGGUCUGAGAGCCCAGAACCACCGAGCCAGCAGACCUCUGUCGGCACACCGGUCAACCCCUUACCUAAGCCCAAACGCACUUUUGAGUACGACGCCAAACGAGACCAGAAGGGUGUGUCGCCAGCUAAUGGACUACCUCCAAACAGAACCUCUGAGUCUCCCCCGCCUCUGCCCUCGACCCCUGCACCCAGCAUGACACGAACGGUGAAGAUCGAGGGGAGCACCCCAGUGAGGUCGCAGGACAGGGAGUCGUGUGAGUCGGAGGAUGCUACGAGUCUGCCAUCUUCAUAUCCAUCCUCACCCACAGAGAAUGGCACGCUAACCACAGACACACGGAGCCGACCCACUUCCAAAAGCACUUUAGAGGAAAAUGCCUAUGAGGACAUAGUAGAGAAGGAGAACCCAUAUGAGGAUGUUGACCUGAAGCGGAAGAGUUUGGGUCGGAAGUCGUGUCUGGUGGAGAGCAACAGAUCGUGGACCACCAUGGACAGGAAGCUGAACUCUCCACCUCAGUUGCCUUCCAAACCCAGUAGCCAGUCCCUACGCCUCCCUGGUCCAUGUGACAGGAAGAGCCACCGGAUGUCACAGUUGUCCAAACGCUACAGCCACGAUGAAAUGCUGCUGCUCCACCAGAGGGGUAUAUCAACGUCACCUUGUGGCCUGCUGGAUGAUAGCCUCUCUAGCACCAGUGAUACUAUGGCCUCACACAGGCACUGGAGGAUCCCCAAGCUGGUCCAGAGGAUCAACUCCAUUUACUGCACUAAACGUGGGAAGAAGAGGCUGAAGAAGCUCUCCAUGUCCAAUGUUGAGACUGCAUCUCUGAGAGAUGACAACAGUGAGAGUGAGAGUGACUCUGAUGACAGGUUCAAAGCUCACACCCAAAGGUUGUUGAAACUGCAGUCCAUCCUGCGACGUGCCCCCAGCUACCGCACGCUGGAGCUGCAGCUCAUCGAGUGGCAGGAGAGAGAACUCUUUGAGUAUUUUGUGGUUGUGUCUUUAAAAAAGAAACCCAGCAAAAACUCCUACUCCCCAGAGGUCACCUACCAGUUCCCCAAGCUAGAGAGGCCCACCAAGCAGAUGAGGGAGGCAGAGCAGAGACUCAAAGCCAUUCCUCAGUUCUGUUUCCCAGAUGCAAAAGACUGGAGUCCUGUAUCUGAGUACGCCAGUGAGACCUUCUCCUUCAUGUUGACUGGAGAGGACGGCAGCAGGAGGUUUGGGUACUGCAGACGCCUGCUGCCGACUGGGAAAGGACCUCGCCUUCCAGAGGUGUACUGUGUCAUCAGCAGACUGGGCUGUUUCGACUUGUUCUCCACGAUCCUGGAUGAGGUGGAGCGGCGGCGAGGCGUCUCAGCAGCCCUGGUCUACCCCUUCAUGAGGAGUUUGAUGGAGUCGCCCUUCCCUGCACCAGGGAAGAUUAUUAAAGUAAAGACCUUUCUGCCUGGUGCAGGAAAUGAGGUCAUUGAGCUGAGGCGGCCCACUGACUCCAGACUGGAGCAUGUGGACUUUGACAGCCUGUUCAGCUGCCUCAGUGUACGGCAGGUGAUACGAGUCUUUGCCUCACUGCUGCUGGAGCGCAGAGUCAUCUUUGUGGCUGAUAAACUCAGUACCCUGUCCAGCUGCAUGCACGCAGUGGUGGCGCUGCUCUACCCCUUCUCAUGGCAACACACCUUCAUCCCUGUGCUGCCGGGGUCCAUGUUGGAUAUUGUUUGCUGUCCCACUCCCUUCCUGGUGGGGCUGUUGUCCAGCUCCUUGCCGAAGCUCAAGGAGCUGCCUGUUGAAGAGGCUUUGAUGGUCGACCUGGGAACUGACCGAUUCAUCCGACAGAUGGACGAUGAGGCCUCGCUGUUGCCGCGGAAACUUCAGGCAGCUCUUGAGCAAGCUCUGGAGCAGAGGAAUGACAUCAUCAAUCAGGACUCUGACAGCGAGUCAGACGAAGAGUAUAACUCCCUGAACAGCCUGGUGUCAGAGGCCUUUAUCCGCUUCUUCCUGGAGACCAUCGGCCAUUACUCCCUGUUUAUCACUCAGAAUGAGCGUGGAGAGCGCAUUUUCCAAAGAGAGGCCUUCCGCAAGUCCGUGGCGUCGAAAAGCAUCCGUCGUUUCCUGGGUGUCUUCAUGGAGUCUCAGAUGUUUGCAGGGUUCAUUCAAGAUCGGGAACUGAGGAAGACCCGGGCAAAAGGUCUGUUUGAGCAGAGGGUGGAUCAGUAUCUGGAGGAGCUGCCAGACACGGAGCAGAGUGGAGUCAACAAGUUUCUGCGAGGCCUUGGAAGUAAAAUGAAGUUCCUCCACAAAAAGAACUGAGAGGAAACCAUCCUCCUGUUUUCAGUCGUACAGUACAACAAACUGAAGACCUGAUGUCUCAAGUCUCUGCGUAAUGAUGAUUCUCACCUUUUUUUUUUAAAUAAAAAACUUUUGUCAACCUUUUGUAUGUAAAACAUGUACAUACUAUUUCACUGUAAGCUGGCUGUGAUACUCUUCAGUGUAUGUUUAUAGUACCUUACGAGAUAGCGAUAGCAGGACGGUACACAGCGAGUGAGCCGUAGAGUAACCACUGAUGUCCAGGUGUGCUUGUGGAGAGUGUUAUCAGAAUGUGUGAGUGAGUGUGACCUGACAUGGGCAUAGAUGUACAGUUCAUAUGUUUUCUUUUUGCAUUAUUUCACCACAGUGUUGUCCUCUGUUUAAGGAGUGUAAAACCUAUUCGAAAACUGUACAUGCAUCAAGACAAUGAAGAAAAUGAUUGUAACUCUUCAAAGAGUCUUUUGCAAUCUUUUAUUAAAAAAUGUAGUUAAAAUGC
Epinephelus fuscoguttatus (brown-marbled grouper) is the source of this 4204-nucleotide messenger RNA. RefSeq names its product DENN domain containing 2B (gene dennd2b). The record is from RefSeq and is a predicted model, not a curated record. The transcript has 20 exons. Gene Ontology annotation, biological process: positive regulation of ERK1 and ERK2 cascade. The coding region runs from base 322 to 3711 and encodes 1129 amino acids. NCBI's taxonomy places the organism in Eukaryota, Metazoa, Chordata, Actinopteri, Perciformes, Serranidae.